UUUGUGUUGCAAUUUUGCAGACCAUGAUCAAAAGAGCAUCCUUCUGAAAUAGCUUGCGGUUUCUGUGUACAUACCUGCCUGAUGUAAGCCUCCUUCUAGGGUACACCUGUUCUUCGACGCGUAAGCGGACAAAUUCUACAGAGCCCAGUUCUUUCCACUGAUGAGACAAAAUGAGAAGGAUGGAAUCUUUGCCUCUGACUGCAGGGAAGAUACCUCAAUCAGUUAGUUUAGUGUCGUCAGGCUAUCGCUUUUUAAAAUUAGCUUAGUGUCUUAAUGUGCCUGAGUUCUUCUGCCAAGUACCCUUUCUUAGUUUAACGAGUGUUUUAGGUGGGAUUCUAUUUUACAGUAUCUUAUUUGUUCCACUAUGGUUGCUUGAGUUCACACAUUACAAGUGCACUGGUACUAAGACAGCUUUUCAGAACUAUUUCAGUCAAUCAUCGGCAGAGGUGAGGUGAGGUAAGGUGAGCUGAGGAGGAGUUCAUGGAGAUGGAGGGCCGGGGUCUGUCUGACCUGUUCAGGAACACCAGCGAGGAGAUCUUCCUCAAGGCGGUGAUGGAGAACUCGAUCGGAGUGGCGGCGCCGCCGAGCAUGGAAAUGAUGGGGUUCAGAAACAUGUCGCAGAGCUUCAGAGAAGACAGCGAGGAGUUGUUCAACAGCUGGCUCAUGAAUGGAGAGAUUCCAGGCUUUAGUCACCUGAAUAAUCGGCCUCGACAACCAUCUAGGUUGUCAUCAGAGGCAGGUGCCUUUCCUAAUCAACAACAUGACAUUGCUCGGCAAAAUUUUCUCGCCGACAACUUGAUCCCUGAGAAUUGUGCAGUUCCUCCUGAAUAUGCGAGUAACCAUAACCAGCAACCACUCAAGAAUGCAGCAGAGAAAGGGAUGCAAGCAAGUGAUCUACUUUUGGCAAAGACCUGGUUUCACUGCACUCAACCAAUGACUAGAAGCAGAUCUUCAGAACUGAGGAGGCGGUAUGCUGCGAUGCAGAGUAACGUGUCACCGAUAACUACAGGAACUAUGAGAGCAGCAAACCAAUUGAGACUAGAUUUUACCAACACAAAUGCAGCAAAUGGUGCCCCAAUGAGCAGCACUCCACUUCAGACUUCGACAUUUGUAUCUCCUUCAUGUUCAUCGACGUCCCCCUUGGACAAUCCUCAUAUGCUUGCGCAAGAUACUGUUACCUCAGUGGUGAGCAUGCUCAAGGAUACGCUCGAGCGUAAGAAGCUCAGUAGCCCUGCAAACAGAGACAUGCCGCAUGGCAACCCUUUUGGGUUUUACGACAACCAGCAGUUUCAACACAACAUUCUUGGAGGAACAGAUAUGUUCCCCUUGGUGACCAAUGGACAUGUUCAGGACUCCCUGAUGCUUCCUGAAGUCGAGAGGCCCACGGAACCAAAUGCCGAGAACUUUGUUGCCCCCGCGAGCCAGAUUUGGAUCAGUGCAGCGUCUCGCGAACCUUCACAGAGUGGAUCGUCUAAUGCUCUGACGGCUCAGUCAGCCGGUUUUGAAGUGUGUGAUGAGCUACGUCCUAUGGGGCAAGGACUGUCUGUGUGUGAGAGCACUAGGAAAAAUGUUGCAAAUGGGACAGCUGACUGCAGAUCAAACGGCAAAGAUUACAGAGAGAAGGUACUAAAAGAUAAUUUGAAGGAUGAAAGAAAGAGAGUGGCCCUGACACGAAUGGGAUCCAUCUCAUCAGAACAAGCAGGUGAUAGAGGAGAUCCUACGAAGAAACGGAGGGUUGAGCGCACACGCAAAAUGGCAGAAGCAAAGGAAAGAAGUUCAACCCCGGUAAUACCAACAGACAUGCAAGCGGUGCUCAAGCGCUGCGAAAACCUAGAGAAGGAGGUCAGGUCACUAAAGCUUAACUUGUCAUUCAUGAACCGGAAGGAUUCAGAACAGACGAAGCAGAUCGAGGAUCUUCAGAAGCAAAACGAGGACAUGGCGGAAGAGAAGGAGAGGCUGAUAGAGGAGAUUGAACGAAUGGCCUCUGACUCCACGGCAUGAUCGCUGGCCUAGCACUUCCUGCUUUAUAAACUAAUAGCAGCGGACUUGGCCUAGCACUUCCUGCUUUAUAAACUAAUAGCAGUGGACUUGGAAAGAGUCCCUGCUCACUAGAUACAGAUAUACACCCAAUUAUAGUUGAUGGUCUGAAUGUACCAUUCAUUUCGUUCUAUGUUCCUAUUGUAAUCUUUAACAUGUACUAGUACCGACAAGAACAGAUUGGUAAUUGCAUCUUUAAUUCAGAUUGCAAUUCA
This is a messenger RNA of Triticum dicoccoides, 2252 nucleotides long. Its product is annotated as protein CYCLOPS-like. Gene Ontology annotation, biological process: arbuscular mycorrhizal association. Gene Ontology annotation, molecular function: sequence-specific DNA binding. The transcript has 11 exons. Lineage: Eukaryota; Viridiplantae; Streptophyta; Magnoliopsida; Poales; Poaceae. Gene Ontology annotation, cellular component: nucleus. The record is from RefSeq and is a predicted model, not a curated record. The coding region runs from base 481 to 2001 and encodes 506 amino acids.